AUGGCGCCUCAAACCCGUUCUCGCACAUCAGGCGGCCCUGCGCAAUCGUCAAUGGACGAUCUGGUGACCCGAGCUGCUUCUGAGGCGCCUUCAAAGUCAUCGGCCACCAAGAAAUCGAAAGUAUACAAACGCUCCGAGCCAGCCCCACGACAGCUUCAUUUCCCUGCGCGCAAUAAGACCGUCCGCACAUAUGGCAAAGGCAAAGCGCGCCGAAGCCUGCCCUCAAGAAUACCAGAUCAGUCGACCUUGACGCAGAUAGGGUGGAUACCAAGUACUUACCAGGAAGAGGAAGACGAUAUGGAUGGGCUGAUCGAUCUGACCAUGGACGACGAGGACGACGCACACGAGGCCGAGGACAGGAAGACGACGAGGAGGAGCAAGAGGAGGAAGACUGAUGGCGACCUGGAAAUCGUGCCCAAUUCCACGGCCGGCUCCAGCUUUCAUACCCAGACCUUGACCCAGAUGCCAUCGUUCAUGUCUAGACAGCAGCCGGAGGACGACGAGCUCGUAGAGGAUUUCAAACUUGACGACGAAGAUGGUGAACACAAAGAUGCGGCCAAAGUGGCGGACAGCGAGGAGGAAUUCGAGCCUCUUUCGCCGCUAAAGGAGAGGAAGAAGAGCUCUACACCUUCACCGCACAAAGCCAUCUUGAAGCCUACACAUGGCACAACCCCCUCGAAGGUUUCGCAGACACCACGCAAACAAAUCGUCGACCGAGAAGUGAUUCCCUCGUCACAGCCAUCGCCUUUCACCCCUAAUCUGGGCAUUGGAGAACGGUAUUGGUCGCAAAUGGACCGGACGCCACUAAAGGAGAGGUCGACGAAUGUUGAUGCCCCGACACCAACUGUGAGCAAGAAGAGGCCCCGUACGCUGGAGAUCGCAGACUCGUGGAGUACGGUCAAUGGCGGCAUGAGUUCAAGCCCGUUGAAGGGUAAAAUCCAUCGGACACCUUUGAAGGAGAUAAAUCUGGAUGACUUGGCGGAGAGGAGUAUCGUUUUAGGAGAAUCCCCGGUUCAUGGCGAUAAUUCUUCUAGCAGAGGGGAAGUUGGGAACACCAGUGUGGAUUUGGGAACACAGAACGCUCUGAAGAUUGGAAGUCCCGAGAGAGGAGAAGGCAAAAACCUCUCUCAGAAGUCUACGCGGUCAGAAGGGGACAUCAUACUUGACUCCGAGGACGAGUUUGAUUUUGAGCUUGAGGAUGACAGUGGAGCCAACGACGAAGCUCCUGGAACACCCACACCAGCAGCUCGUGCAUACACCCAGGAGAAUACGGAAGUCGUGGCCCAGGAGACUGAAGCACCAGUGCAGUCCCCACAAAAGUCAACCAUACUACCUUCUUCACGACCUGCCACUCAACGUCAUCCUACGCCUGAUCCUUUGCCUGAGAAUGAUGAGGCAGAGCCGGAAACGCCCAGUCCUUCGCCGCAGAGAAGACCGAGUAUAUCGAGUAUCAUCGAGGCUGACAAGGAGACGCCCCUGUCGUCACCGCAGAAGACGUCGCCUGCGCUGCCGCCAAUGACGCAACUUGGAUCCAGUCACAGGUCCCAUGCCUUGUCCUCUCCACAAAAGAACUCGCCAGCAAUGCCGCCAGUUUCUCAACUUGGAUUCAGGUACAAAUCGCAAGCUUUCGAGUCACAGCGUGUGCCGUUUGAGCGAAUCCAACGACUGGGCCCACAGACUGACCGGUCUGAUAUUAUCAUUUCGGUUCAUCCUGAUCAUGCUGAGCAGAUUGCAGAAGGCGUCAAGACCCAUGAGUUCCGCAACUAUCGAAUUCCUCAGACGGUAGGGCGAAUCUGGAUGUAUAUCACGAAACCGGUCUGUGCCCUCAAGUACAUGGCGACCAUCAGUGGCGCCAAAGAACCCGGAGAGAUAUCUUCUGAAGAUUCAGGCGUUGGCAACGAAGAGUUCAACCAGGGCAAGGGUCCAAAGUUCGCAUAUGAGCUGAAGCAGGUAUACCAGCUCAACAACCCAGUCUCUUUGAAGAGAAUGAAGGAGAACGGCUGGGUGGAAGAGGCGCCAGCCAAGUAUGUCUACGUGCCACCCGCGGUAUUGGGUGAGUUGAUGGGAAACCUCAGAUGUGCUCUUUUUGUGGAGCCGGGUGAGCCCCAGUCAAGCCAGGUCGACAUGUCGGUCUCACAGGAGGUAGAGAUGCAACUGCGAAGUGACAUUGCGCACUCGACGCAGCUGGAUCAUAUGCGAUCGUCACCGCUGCAAAGCCAGAGGCAUGAAACUGGAGACGUCAACAUCAUCCCGUCCAGCCAGGGGAGCGGGAAGGAGCCAGCCAGCAGCCCACCUCACGAGACGAUCGCCGCGACCAACAAACCGGUCUUCGCUAAGCCCGCCGUGCCGGCCAGCCGGUCGCAGCGAAGCGUGCACUGGGUCGAGGACAGCCCCGUGGGCAAGCGGACACUAUCGCCGCAGCGCGCCGCCGACAACCCCGCUACCGUGCGCCCGUCCCAGGCCACGACGGCCAGCGCACCGUCGAGUCCCUCACAACAUCUACCGCCGUACCGCGGGCAGCAGCCCAUCGUGGUCCCGUCACAGAGCCAGCCAUCAAUACCAGUCUCACCGCCCACAACAAAGGCCGCGCCUCGGUCACAGGUGGGCCGCCAGUCCAGCGGCCUCCUCUCGGACUUUGAGGUGGACGCCGUCGUGGGCGACAGCCCCGUGCGGAGGCGCGGGGCCGCGACGCACAGCUCUGCCCUGCUGCCCGGCUCGUCGCAGGGCUUUACGCUGGGGAGCGGGGAGAUGGAUAGCCUGCUGGAUGACUCGAAGAUUAGGCAGCCGCCUGAGGUUGUGUGGGAUUCAGAGGGGGAGAUUUGA
Diaporthe amygdali is the source of this 2823-nucleotide messenger RNA. RefSeq lists its product as uncharacterized. Bases 1 to 2823 code for a protein of 940 amino acids. Lineage: Eukaryota; Fungi; Ascomycota; Sordariomycetes; Diaporthales; Diaporthaceae. The transcript has a single exon. The record is from RefSeq and is a predicted model, not a curated record.